AUGAACUCUGAAGCUGACUACCAGAAGAUGACAAUUGCGCAUUUAAAAGAUGAAUUGACGAAACGUGGAAUUACUCCGGAUCCAAAGGCAAAAAAGAAUGAGCUCAUCAAGCUGCUGCAAAAGGCUGAAGAAGAUGCGAUUCUCAACCAUAGUGAAGACGGCGGCUAUGGUGAUCCUCUAUCUACUCCAGACGAAGAUGCGAUUCUCAACCAUAGUGAAGACGGCGGCUAUGGUGAUCCUCUAUCUACUCCAGACGAGGACCUACUAAACGAUGAUGUGCUCAACGAUGUACUACCUGAGAAAUUAAUCGACGAAGUAUCUGAACCUGCCAAGGAAACAGAGGAACCAAAGCCUGCAACAUCUUCUCCUGAUAAAAAAGAAAAGCCCAAACCCGCGGCUAUAACACCACCUCACGAUCCACUCGCUCUUGAUGCGAAACUUAAACGUGCCCAACGUUUCGGUUUACCAGUUGCAGUGACCGAUCCGCUUGCAAAGGCGAAAAGAGCUGAACGAUUUGGACUUGCUACUGUAAGUUCCGAAAAGGAAAUGAAAGCCAAAAGAGCUGAAAGAUUUGGAUUGACCGGGCAAACAUCGCCGGGAGCUAGAAUCUCCUCUAUAGCUGAUGAAGAAACGAAGAAAAAACUUUUGAUAAGAGCACAAAGAUUCGGUUUGCCAGUGAACGACCAAGGAAAAACAGUUGCGCCCAAGGACCCAGUCAAAGUUCAAACUAAGCCGGUUGCAGUAAAAACUGGUGCAGCUCUCGAUGAUGAGAUAGAGCAGAAGAAGCGGGCUCGCUUGGAGAGAUUUGGAUUGAAGUGA
This is a messenger RNA of Cooperia oncophora, 819 nucleotides long. Lineage: Eukaryota; Metazoa; Nematoda; Chromadorea; Rhabditida; Trichostrongylidae. The record is from the annotation of a GenBank genome assembly.